UCCAGCCACCAUGCGUGCUGCUUGUCUCGCGGUGUUGCUGUGCCUGUGGGCGGGCGUCGGGGUGGAGGCGAUGUCCUUCCACGCAGGAGUCGCUCUGGAGCCCAGAGUCGCCCGCCAGGCCACGAUGCAAAGCCGGGAGUCAAAAAUGGAGAGCAGCAACCAGCAUCCAAGAAUUCAAAGGCAAUGUAAAGUGUUCCUUGAGUCAAGAAACUAUAACUGAUGGUUUAGAUUCGAGAGAUCGUCGUCGUCUGCUUAUAUCUCGAGAAUCCAUUCCAAGCACAUUACAAAACACCAAAGAUGUGAAAGUGUUCAAGCUUAGGUGUAAUAACAUAUGUUGGUAGAAAAGACUUAUUUGUUGUUAUUAUGGCUCCGAG
Messenger RNA from Penaeus monodon (black tiger shrimp), 374 nucleotides. RefSeq names its product procyclic form-specific polypeptide B1-alpha-like. Lineage: Eukaryota; Metazoa; Arthropoda; Malacostraca; Decapoda; Penaeidae. The record is from RefSeq and is a predicted model, not a curated record.